AUGCCUACCGCCGUCGAUAUCGUCACGCUCGAUAAUUUCGAGGACAAGCUCCCAAAGUGGAGUCCCGACGACAUCAGCUAUCUGCACGCACUUGUCGAUAUGGGCAGCAAUGGGAUUCGGUUCACGAUCUCUGACCUGGCGCCGCCUUAUACGCGCCUGCUGCGCUGCGUAUAUCGCGAGCGCGCAGGCAUCUCGCUCUUCGAUGCGCUGACCGCCAAGGGAGAGCAGCCCUCUAGCAGUGAUGGCAGUCCACAGCAGCCAGCACUCAGUCUCCCCAAAGAUACCAUUCGGGACGUUGCCAACACGCUUGCCCGCUUCCAGCGCAUAGCCCUCGACUUCGGUGUCCGCCCAGACCACAUGGCUGUAUUUGCGACCGAAGCCAUGCGCCGAGCCAGCAACGCCGCCGAACUACUGGACUCCAUCGGCGACAAAGCCCCCGGCCUGACCGUCCACGUGUUGGCGCCCGAGGUCGAGACGCUGUUUGGCUCCGCGGGUGCGCGUGCCGGGUUUGCGUCCGUCGAAGGCGGCCUCAUGUUGGAUCUGGGCGGCGGCAGCGUGCAGAUAUCGUAUGUGGACUCGCGGCUGGGCGCUGGCUACGAGACUAUGGCAGCACGUACUGGCCAGAGCAUGCCCUACGGGGCUGCACGACUGACGCGGCUGGUAGUUGAGAGCCUGCCGACGGAGACGACGACGACAGCGACUUUGAUGAUGACGCCAGAGGCCAAGGCAAAGGCCGAGUCCGAGGCCACCGCUGCUGUGGCCCCUGCCUUGGCUGAUGAUUUGACGGCCGCAUUGGCCCGUCUGCAGGAGCAGUUUUCCGAUCGAGCAGCAGCUGCCUCUGCCAAGGGCUCGAGCAGCAUUGAUGUCUACCUCUGCGGCGGCGGCUUUCGUGGCUAUGGCAGCAUGUUGAUGCACAACGAUCCUGUGCAGCCGUACCCGAUUCCGAUCAUGGCCGGCUACACGGUGUCGGGCGCUCUCUUCGGCGAGACACAACGCAUGCGCCACAUCAAUCACGCCGAGGAGGGCAAAAUCUUCGGCUUGUCCAAGCGGCGCCGCCAGCAGUUUGGCGCCAUCGCCACUGUCGUGGACGCGCUCAUCACCGCUCUUGCGCGCUCUCACCUGAACAUCCGCACUGUCACAUUCUGUGCCGGUGGCAACCGUGAAGGCGCCUUGAUGCUGCGGCUCCCGCCGUCUAUUCGCGAGACCGAUCCGCUGGUCCUGUUGGCAGGCCCAUCCGCCGCCACUACCGCCAUUGCCGAUAAACUACGAUCUGCCCUCCCUGCAGCAGCAUCCAGCGAACUGCUGUUGUCGCUUCUACCAAUCAUAGCAUCCCGCAUCUGGGAGCGCGGCGGUAUAGACGCCGCCUCGAACGCCGCCGCCUCGCUUCACGACGCUGUACACCGCGAUCCAGCCACACCUGGACUUCCACACCAUGCACGCGCCGUGUUGGCCAUUAGCCUGUGGGCGCGAUGGGGCGGCAGCGUGGCGCCAACAGACACCAAGCUCCUAGACGGACUACGACAUUUGUUGGGCGACGGCAGAGGCAGCAAGAGUCACGAUGCUGCCGGCCUUGCAGACGACGCAUUCUGGGCAGAGUAUGUGGGUGGCGUUGCGGCAGUGCUGGCGCUCCUUUUCCCGGCAGGACCACCAAGUGCAGACGCCCUGAGUUCCGCUUUAUUGAGCGUAUCCGUGGGCAAGACGCCCUCGGGCAAGAAAAACGCCAUUGCUCUUCAUGUUGCCGUGUCAAGCAGUCGGUCCAUAGGAUUAGACUUAGCCUCUGCGGUGGAAGACUGUUUCGGCGCAGUGGGCAAGCAGCACAAGAAGAGCAUCAAGCUAAGUACUAGUCCACAACCACGAGCGCCUAUCGAAGACGCGGCGACGAUGGACGGCUACGAGUACUCGUACGCCCUACUGCAGCUCAAGCUUAUUCGCUCAGAGGCCGCUUGGCCACAAGCAGCGGGUCGGGCGGUGCUGGGAGGAUCUAGAGGUGUGGACGACGGCAAGGGAGGAUGGCAGCAGUCCGUCCCGUUAAUCUUACAGCAAGCCGGACCGUCAUCAGCCUCACCAAGAGCCCCAGGCGUCUAG
Molecule: messenger RNA, 2085 nt
Organism: Grosmannia clavigera kw1407
Lineage: Eukaryota; Fungi; Ascomycota; Sordariomycetes; Ophiostomatales; Ophiostomataceae
Product: retrograde regulation protein 2
Exons: 5
Coding region: 1-2085 (694 amino acids)
Biological process (GO): regulation of transcription by RNA polymerase II
Source: RefSeq, a predicted model, not a curated record